Hyposmocoma kahamanoa is the source of this 3405-nucleotide messenger RNA. RefSeq names its product neuroligin-4, Y-linked-like. The coding region runs from base 42 to 3251 and encodes 1069 amino acids. Gene Ontology annotation, biological process: presynaptic membrane assembly; chemical synaptic transmission; synaptic vesicle endocytosis. Gene Ontology annotation, molecular function: signaling receptor activity; neurexin family protein binding. Gene Ontology annotation, cellular component: cell surface; postsynaptic membrane; synapse. The record is from RefSeq and is a predicted model, not a curated record. The transcript is spliced from 10 exons. Lineage: Eukaryota; Metazoa; Arthropoda; Insecta; Lepidoptera; Cosmopterigidae.
GAAGAGUUAGACACAAAACAAAAAUGAUAACAUGACGAAACAUGUCACACAGUGGGCAGUUCCAUAAAGCUCGGACUAAAAGUGUAACGAGCAUGUGUCAAAAUGAUAGUGAAAAGUGUGGUGAAACCAAAAAUCCCUCCCAAAAAAUAAUCGCGUUCAAUUUGUACUAUUUCCUCUUUAUGAUUUGUCUAUCACUACAAACUGUGAACUCCAAUACUACCAAUAUGAACAGACAUUUAAACACGAAUAAAGGUGUGGCUAAAACUAUUAUAUACAACAAACAGAACGAUGCCCCAAAUGAAGAUAACUAUGAAGAUCACGAACACACAAGUGAAAAAGAUUAUUCCAAAGUCAAUUUUGAACUAAAUCCGUAUUACUCUAGCGAAGAUUUUAUACAUAAGUUUUACAAUAACGAAAAUAGUUACAGCAACUAUGAGGACUAUAAGAAGUACUAUUUGAAUCCUUCAAAUCCUUUGCCUAGAGCCAAUGUAAAAUUUAAAAUAAGUAGUAGGAUAGUUCAAACCAAAUAUGGGAAAUUACAGGGCAUAGUUUUGGCUAUGGAUGAGCACAGAUAUUUGAGUCCUCUUGAAGUUUUUUUAGGUGUACCGUAUGCAACACCUCCAGUUGCAUCUAAUAGGUUCAGUCCAACGCGAACACCAUCACCAUGGGAUGGAGUACGAGUAUCAGACAGACCCGGUCCGGCGUGCCCGCAGAAACUACCAGAUCUUGACGACGAAAGGACCAUAUUAGAGAAAAUGCCUAAAGGCAGACUAGAGUACUUGAAAAGACUGAUGCCUUAUCUUAAGAAUCAAAGUGAAGAUUGUCUAUAUUUAAACAUAUUUGCUCCUUUGCAAAUGGACGAAACCAAACUAGCAUUGCCAGUGUUAGUGUACAUUCAUGGUGAUAGCUACUCGUGGAGUUCAGGCAACCCGUACGAUGGUGCAGUUUUAUCCAGCUACACUGAUUUGAUCGUGGUCACUCUUAACUUCAGGCUUGGAGUCUUAGGUUUUCUCAAUGCCAACCCAUCACCGCAGUCAAAAGCCCGUGUAGCGAAUUACGGGCUUAUGGAUCAAAUAGCAGCUUUACACUGGGUGCAACAGAAUAUUGCGUUGUUUGGAGGCGAUCCAACGAAUAUAACUCUGAUGGGGCAUGGUUCGGGCGCUGCUUGUAUCAACUUCUUAAUGAUAUCUCCUACUGUUAUGCCAGGUUUAUUCCACCGCUCAAUUUUACUAUCGGGCUCGGCACUUAGUUCGUGGGCGAUAGUAGAUGACCCUGUAUAUUAUUCAUUGAAACUCGCAAAGCAUAUGAACUGUACUAUACCAGAAGACUUGACAAAAGACCAUGAAGUUAUAGUAGAUUGCUUACGAGAGGCGACGAUAGAAGAACUGCUGUCAGUUGACAUAUCACCACCAAACUUCUUGACAGCGUUCGGUCCUUCAGUUGAUGGAGUGGUCAUCAAGACUGACUUUGCAAAAGACUUCCUAACAAUGUACUCCACGGGAGAUUUCCCAAGCUUCGGGCCUUUGAACAAUAUGAAUUUGAAUUUGAACAUUCAUAUAAAAAGGGGUGAUAGUGGACGGAGAUUGUUCCAGAAUAAAUACGACUUAUUGUUUGGUGUGGCGACUAGUGAAGCGCUUUGGAAGUUUUCAGCUCACGAUGUUCAGAAUGGCAUAGAGCCGGAUAAGAGGGACCGCAUGCUGAGGACAUAUGUAAGAAAUGCGUACACCUACCACUUAAGCGAAAUUUUCUACACAAUUGUCAACGAAUACACCGACUGGGAAAGAACGGUAGAGAAUCCUAUCAAUACUAGAGACGCAAUGGUAGCAGCAUUAUCCGACGCACAAUAUAUAGCCCCACUGGUCCAAAGUGGAGAUUUGUUGAGUGGUGGCCCCAAACUUGUGCCGAGUGACGAGGACGGCCCUAGGAGACCUACUAAGACGUUCUUCUAUGUAUUCGACUAUCAGUCUAAAGACGGAUAUUAUCCACAACGCAUGGGAGCAGUUCACGGUGAAGAGAUGCCAUACGUUUUCGGAGCACCACUAGUCGACGGCUUUGGACACUUUCCACAAAAUUACACAAAGUCAGAGAUAGCGCUCUCUGAAUCUAUUAUGCUUUUUGUCGCCAACUUUGCUAGGACUGGGAACCCGAAUGACAAUAUUCGACAAGAGGUCUUACUGCCUGCUUCGAGAGAGAGGAAUAAAUUCAAAGGCAUAAACUGGGAGGAAUAUGAUUCGACACACCAAAAGUAUUUGGAAAUAGGUAUGAAACCUCGACUGAAGAAUCACUACCGAGCACAUCAGAUGUCAGUUUGGCUUCGUCUCGUUCCAGAACUUCACCGAGCUGGUAUGGACGACUUUGGCGCCCGACACAACCUAUUCAAAAACCACAACGAACAAGACUUGUACGAGGGCAUUGUACGACCCGACCCGCUCGCUAGAAACCCUAAUGAGAACGAACAAAGGAAGAACGGUAGUGUGUACUCAGAUACAGCGCUGACUACAGUCGAUACAAUUCUAGCCACCUGUGUUACCCUACUGCCAAACGGAAGAGACUUGCAAACAUUGAACGCCACCGAAAACACUCUAGCUAAUUUAGAGGCAGCAGGCUAUGCUGCAUAUUCCACUGCAUUAAGCGUCACCAUAGCUAUAGGCUGCUCUCUGUUGAUACUGAACGUGUUAAUAUUCGCUGGGGUAUACUAUCAGAGAGAUAAAUCCAGGUCGCGCGGGAAACAAUCACGCUUUAACGAGAAACAUUUCGAAACGAUAUCGGGGAAGCAUUCUCAUUAUCAUAUGGAUCCGACACACGCUCCAAGCUUAGUCGUUGACGUUGAGAGGCAGAACAGAAAAAAGCAACUCAACGAUCCCCACGUAAUGAAUGUGAAUUUUAAAGGGCCACUAGAUGUGCCAAAAUCGCCGCCAAGCCCGACGCUCAGUUUAGAUAACAUGAUGUUGCCGAGCAAACUGGGCAGUCGGAACAGCAGUUUUCGGCUACCGAACGUCAAUUACCCGCAAAUGGGUGGGUACGCGACUAUGCCCAAGAAUUUGAGCCAGUUUAAUAACUCCCCGUCCUUACAGGAGUUAAGGCAGGCGAAAUUCCAGCCUCCGAACGGCUCGGCGGCACAGGGCUCCCCGGGGGGAGGUCCGCGUGUGGGGGACGAAACGAGGGGGCCUCACGCCACGCUCCGCCGCGGCAAAGCCUCCCUCCAUGCGUCUAACCUCCCCCAAGCAGCCAUUGACGAAAUGAGAGUGUGACAUUUAAUCCCCAGAGACUUUACUUUACAGGAUUAAAAAGUGUUUCCCUCGGAUUUUAAAACGUGUACGUGUGUGUAAAUAGUUGUGUGUGUGGGAGUUGAGGAUUUUUUUUAGAAAAAAUGUUAUCGAUUUUCUGAAACAAUAGAUAUGAUUA